UGUCAGCGAAUUCUUUGCGUGGAUGAAAAAAUUAGGGGUAAACGAGAUUAGAUUUGAUGUUGAUAAUAACCAAAAAGAUUCGAACAAGAUAGUUCGCCCAUUACUUUUAAGUCAGGUUAGCGAUGAGAUUAAUAAAAACAAGAAUAAAAAUGGCAACGGUGGAAUAAUUGCUGCUAUUGUAGUAGUCGGAGUAAUUUUGGCGGUGAUUAUUGGG
This is a messenger RNA of Racocetra persica, 214 nucleotides long. The record is from the annotation of a GenBank genome assembly. NCBI's taxonomy places the organism in Eukaryota, Fungi, Glomeromycota, Glomeromycetes, Diversisporales, Gigasporaceae.